AUGAUACUGAACUUCGUAAAAGAGUUCUUCUCGGGUCUUAGCAUCUUCCUGGCUAACAAUGUCGUUGUUGCUCUUGCUUCUUCACAAGACUUAACUCCUGGAUUGAAGCUUACAACUGCCUCAACAAUAGCAACUGGUGUAUUGUUAGGGACAUAUGAAGAUAACAGAUUUAAAUCUGAGUCAAAGAAACCUUCUCUCAAGUCAAUUGGCUUUCUUAACCUUGAAGGGGUAUUAGCGGAAGAAGCUGAAAAGAUUGCUUCAACAAUCGAUUGUGAUAAGUUAUCUGAUAUAGGGUUUGGGACAACGGAUUGUUUAGGACAUGUUGCCCUUGUAACCGAGCUCAUGAAGAAGACAAAGCCAAAACUUAAAUCCAGUGUGGUUGCUGUUUACAUGAAUGUGGUGUGA
Lactuca saligna is the source of this 405-nucleotide messenger RNA. Lineage: Eukaryota; Viridiplantae; Streptophyta; Magnoliopsida; Asterales; Asteraceae. The record is from the annotation of a GenBank genome assembly.